Molecule: messenger RNA, 1728 nt
Organism: Cyphellophora europaea CBS 101466
Lineage: Eukaryota; Fungi; Ascomycota; Eurotiomycetes; Chaetothyriales; Cyphellophoraceae
Exons: 7
Coding region: 1-1728 (575 amino acids)
Biological process (GO): carotene catabolic process
Molecular function (GO): carotenoid dioxygenase activity
Source: RefSeq, a predicted model, not a curated record
AUGGCCCACAUCUUCGAUCUAGCAGGGCAAAUCGACGUGCCGCCCUAUACAGACGGGCACAAGACAGGCACACAAGUCAAAUUCCCCACGACGCCCGUCUUCUCAGGCUUCAACCUCCCCUCUCGCAUCGAGGGCGACAUCGUCGACCUCGAAUUCACAGGCCAAAUCCCCAGGGAGAUCAAUGGCACUUUCUACAGAAUCCAGCCUGACCACCGCUUUCCCCCCAUCUUCGAAGACGACAUCCACUUCAACGGCGACGGCAGCGUGACGGCCAUCCGCAUCUCCGCCGGACACGCCGACUUCAAGCAAAAGUACGUGCACACGGAGCGCUACAGUCUCGAGACGUCCGCGCGCCGGAGCCUGUUCGGCCGCUACCGCAACCCGUACACGGACCACGAGUCGGUGAAAGGCGUGAUCCGCACCGCGUCCAACACCAACAUCACGUUCUGGCGAGGCAUGUUGCUGGCCAGCAAGGAGGACGGGCCGCCCUAUGCCAUGGACCCCAUCACGCUGGAGACGUGGGGGAGAUAUGACUUUGAGGGCCAGAUUAGGACGCCGACUUUUACGGCGCAUCCCAAGUUUGACCCCGAGACCGGAGAGAUGAUCUGCUUCGCGUACGAAGCGGGUGGCGACGGUCACGAUGCGUCAGACGAUGUUGUGGUGUGGACGAUUGACGCCGAAGGGAAGAAGAUCGAGGAGUGUUGGUACAAGGCGCCGUUUUGCGGCAUGAUCCACGACUGCGGCAUCAGCGCCAACUACGUGGUGCUGCCGCUUACUCCGAUCAAGGCUUCGUACGAGCGGCUGAAGAAUGGUGGGAACCAUUUUGCUUGGGAUCCCCUCGAGGAUCAGUGGUACGGUGUCGUUCCACGGCGUGGUGGGAAGCCCGAGGAUAUCAGGUGGUUCCGCGCCGACAACGCGUUCCACGGCCAUGUAGCCGGCUGCUACGAAAAUGAGGACGGUCACGUCGUCUUCGACCUCACAGUCGCGGACGGGAACGUCUUCUUCUUCUUCCCACCUGAGAACGAGACACCACAGCCGCCAGGUAAGAGGAAUGCUCUAAAAUCACCUUUGACACGGUGGGUCUUCGAUCCCAAGGCUGCCAGUGGUACACGCGUCACGCCAUUCGAAACGUUCGACACCAACGGGGAGUUCUCUCGUAUUGACGAUCGGUGGGUGACGAAGAAAUAUAACCAUGUCUGGGCAGCAAAGGUCGAUCCGACGAAGCCGUAUGAUUUCCAAAAGUGUGGGCCUCCCGCUGGUGGCUUAUUCAACUGCAUUUCCCACUUCCGGAUGGAUGACAAGGUGGAGGAGUCAUGGUUCGCCGGUCCCACGGCGACGAUACAGGAACCUUCUUUCAUCCCUCGCGAAGGCGGAGCUGAGGGCGAGGGCUGGAUAAUUGCGCUGCUCAACCAUCUCGAUGUCCUUCGGAACGACAUUGUCAUUCUGGACGCGCAGGAUCUGGCGAAGGGGCCCGUUGCAACUAUUCACCUACCACUAAAGCUAAAGCUUGGCCUGCACGGCAACUUCGUUGGCCAAAAGGACAUUGAAGAAUUCGCAGGAAGAAGGCGUCCAGGCGGCGACCUCGGGCCCGUCAAGAUGGCGGAGAAGCCUCUGCUCUGGCAAGAGAAAGCCGUGCAGACCAAUGGGCAUGUCAAUGGUAAAGUCAACGGCAAGAGCGAGAAUGACACGAAUGGCGACACGUUGACUUCCGUAGUGGGACGCGCGUAG